AUGCCAAAGUGGGCACAUCUCGGCCUGGUGACUCUCCUUCUGCUUUCCGCCGCCUUGGCGGGUGGUUCCGACAUCGAUUGGUGGGAAAACGCCGCCCUGUACCAGAUUUACCCGCGCUCCUUCCAGGACAGCGAUGGCGAUGGCAUCGGCGACCUGAAGGGAAUCACAUCCCGGCUGGGCUACCUUAAGGAAAUCGGCAUUACAGCUACCUGGCUGUCGCCAAUUUUCACCUCGCCAAUGUCAGACUUUGGCUACGAUAUCUCCAACUUCUACGACAUCGAUCCGAUAUUCGGUACUCUGUCAGACUUCGAUGCUCUGAUCGUCGAGGCCAAGUCGCUGGGCGUGAAGAUCAUUUUGGACUUUGUGCCCAAUCAUUCGAGUGAUGAGAACGAGUGGUUCGAGAAGUCGGUGAAUCGCGAGGAAGGAUACGACGACUUCUAUGUGUGGGAUGACGGAAAGCUAAACGAGGCUACGGGCGAAAGGGAGGCACCCUCGAACUGGAUCUCAGUGUUUGGGGGACCCAUGUGGACGUGGAACGAGAAACGCCAGCAGUACUUCCUUCACCAGUUCCAGGUAAAGCAGCCCGACCUCAACUUCACCAAUCCAAUGGUAAGGGAGCACAUGCUCGACGUGCUCAAAUUUUGGCUGGAUCGUGGAGUGGACGGAUUCCGUAUCGAUGCAGUGCCCCACAUCUAUGAGAGGCGCGAUGCCGACGGCUCGUAUCCGGAUGAGCCGAUAAGUGGGUGGAGCAGUAAUCCGGAAGCCUAUGACUACCAUGACCACAUCUACACCAAAGACCAACCUGCCACCGUUGAUCUAAUGUAUGAAUGGAGGGCUUUUUUGGAUGCCUAUCGGGCGGAGAAUGGAGGCGAUUCCCGAGUACUUUUGGCUGAAGCUUACUCCUCUGUGGAAACUCUGAGCGCCUACUUUGGCAACAGUACCCACCUCGGUACUCAGCUGCCCAUGAACUUCCAGCUGAUGUACUUGAAUGGCUACUCCACCGCCAAGGAUGUGGUCGGAUCCAUUGACUACUGGAUGAACACCAUGUGGAAGGAUCACCAGACGGCCAACUGGGUAGUCGGAAACCACGACAAUAUUCGAGUGGCCGAUCGCUUAGGAGCCCACAAGGUGGAUCUGCUGAAUGUAAUAGUUAACGCCCUGCCAGGAGCAUCGGUUACGUACUACGGCGAGGAGAUUGGCAUGUCCAACGUGGACAUCGAGUGCACCGGCGACUCCUGUGAGGACCGUGAUGGAGAACGGACCCCCAUGCAGUGGACACCAGGACAGAACGCUGAUUUCUCUGCGGGAGAAACAACCUGGUUGCCCGUGAAUCCAGAUUACGUAAGGUACAACGUGCAGACUGAACGUGGAGUUUCACGAUCUUCACUUAACAUCUUCAAAGGACUCCAGGCAUUGAAGAGUAGCUCUGCCUUCCUGGCGUUUAAGGAAGAGGGUGGUUUCUCCUAUGAAGCCGUCACAGAACAGGUACUGCAGAUUAUUCGUACAAACAAAAUCAGCGAGGAAUAUCGGAUUCUGGUAAACAUGGGCAACAACAUGGAGAUCUUGGAUGGCCUAGACUCCAAAACCUACGAAUAUGUCUUGCUUACUGCUUACUCACCACGUUAUCCGGGGAACACUGUAAACCUAAAGGAGAGAAUCAUUCUCAUGCCAUACGAGGCCGUAGUUUUGCAUUGGCAUGCCUGAAGUAUUUUUAUUUGAUUAAAAUUAACUUUAAAAACAAAA
Drosophila bipectinata is the source of this 1743-nucleotide messenger RNA. It is a transcript of the gene Mal-A2, whose product is annotated as Maltase A2. The record is from RefSeq and is a predicted model, not a curated record. Gene Ontology annotation, biological process: carbohydrate metabolic process. Lineage: Eukaryota; Metazoa; Arthropoda; Insecta; Diptera; Drosophilidae.